Molecule: messenger RNA, 2494 nt
Organism: Schistocerca nitens (vagrant locust)
Lineage: Eukaryota; Metazoa; Arthropoda; Insecta; Orthoptera; Acrididae
Product: poly(A)-specific ribonuclease PARN-like
Exons: 14
Coding region: 210-1955 (581 amino acids)
Biological process (GO): nuclear-transcribed mRNA poly(A) tail shortening
Cellular component (GO): nucleus; cytoplasm
Molecular function (GO): metal ion binding; RNA binding; poly(A)-specific ribonuclease activity
Source: RefSeq, a predicted model, not a curated record
UGUUAUAGACUUUGAGAUAUUGGUAAACAACUGUGCGACGAAUGCAACUACGCUACAGACGGGGAAAUACCGUACACCACCCAUGAGUAUCAAGCAAUGACAGCCAUCAAUGAAAGAGAUACUUCUCAUGAUUGAAUAGAUUUGAAGCAAUUUGCUUGUUACUCGAGCUGAAGUAGGGAAGAGGGGACUCCUGUUUAGCACUAUCAACAAUGGAAGUCACCAAGAAAAAUUUUGCCCAAAUUCUGGAGGAACUAGAGACUGUCAUUCCAGCAUCAGAAUUUCUUGCCAUAGAUGGAGAAUUUACUGGGUUGAAUAAGGGUGAGGAAGUGACAGCAUUUGACACUCCAGCUUUGUAUUAUGAAAAACUUCGCAAAGGAUCUUCUGAGUUUCUUAUUGUCCAAUUUGGCUUGUGUGCCUUUUUAUAUGAUGAAAAAAGAAAGAAAUUUACUCACAAGGCAUACAAUUUCUACGUCUUUCCAAAGCCACCUGACCAGCGAGGCACAGAAAAAUGUUUUAAAUGUCAAGUAUCAAGUAUUCACUUCCUUGUUGAAAAUGGCUUUGAUUUCAACAAGCUUUACAGAGAUGGUAUUCCGUACCUCAGACAGGAUGAAGAGAAAAGACUGAGGGAGAAAUUAGAGGAAAAACACAAAGCUAGUAGUUCUGCAAAGAAUUGCAGCAAUGGUGAUGCCAAUGAUGUAAUUCCAGUACCUGCAGACAAAGCGGAAUUCAUAGAAGAUAUGUGCUCACAGAUCAAAAAUUUCCUGUCGGAGGAGGGGAAAGAGGAGCUUACUCUAGAGGGCUGUAAUGGUUUUGUACGAAAGUUGAUGUACCAGGAAGUCUCAGAGCGCUUCCAUGGAGUGCGACUGGAGACACGUAAAGCUGCUGGUGGUGACAGAAUACUGGUUGCUUCAAGACUCGGGACAAAUGAAGAAGAGCAGCAAAGACUAAAAGAUUUACAACUAGCAGAAAUUCAAGAUCUUGAUUCUGCCGUUGGAUUUAGUCACGUUAUCCGCAUACUUUCUCAGUCGGGAAAAUUAUUGAUUGGACAUAACAUGCUGCUCGACAUAUGCUUGAUUAUCAAUCAGUUUUGUACAGAACUGCCAGAAUCUUAUCUUGAGUUCAAGCAAAUUGUUUCUUUUAUAUUCCCAAGGUUACUUGACACCAAAUAUAUGAGUUUCUGCGAGCCUUUCAAAUCGCUGGUAAGCUCUACCGUUCUUGGUCAUCUGCAGAAGACAUUAUCUGAACCGCCUUUCGAGAGCAUAAAAGCAGAUCCAGCAGAGGAUGGGUACGGAUAUUCUGCUGAUAGUGACAAGUAUCAUGAAGCUGGAUAUGAUGCUUAUGUUACUGGAUUGUGUUUCCUUACUAUGGUCCAGCAUCUGGGUUUAAAGUUAACCUCAGAGAAGCUUCUACUCUCUGCAUCUCCAUUACUAAAGCCAUUUUUCAAUAGACUUUACCUGAUGAGAGUACUGGAUCAUCCAUUCAUCAGUAUUGACGAAAAUGAACCGGAACUUCCAAGAGACCACGUAUUUCAUGUUACAUUUCCAAAGGAAUGGAAAACACAUGAUGUAAUACAGCUAUUUAGCCCAUUUGGGCGGGUGUUUGUUUCAUGGCUCAAUGAUACCUCAGCUUAUGUAUCGCUUGAAAACAGAGAUCAAGCUAAGCUUGUUCUGCGAACGCUGACUCAGAGUGAUACUUACAGGGUGAUACCCUACAAACGCCAUCAGAUGUUGAAGCAGCCAAGUCCACCGUCCAAAAAACAACAAACCAAACCUUCAAUGAAGAGGCUUCGCACUGAGAAAGGCAUGGUCACUGGAAAAGGUGGGAUUGGUACCAUCCCAGAAGAAGAUGAAGAGUUGGAAGUUCCUAAUCAAGAUGAUCGUAAGGAUUCGGAUAGUAAUGUAAGCAAGAAACUGAAACUUGAGAAAAUAUUUGAAGAAAAUGAAACUUGGGAAUGAGAUUUUCCUAACAACAGAACCUUGCAGUGGACAAUAAAAGUGGUUUUUCUUAAAGUGUUUGAUGUAGUUUUGUACUGUUCUUGACAUUUUAUACUGUUAUGAAACAACAGAAUCAGAUUAAUGAUUAUAUGUCAAUCUGAUUAAGAUAUUUUCUAUUCGUGAACUUUUUACUUCUACUUUUAUAAAGAAUUUUAUGUUUUUUAAAAGUGUGAAGUUGUAUUGUUCUAGUUUUAGAGACAGAAGACCUUUUGUCUGAUACCACCUUCUCCAGUAACGGAAAGAACAAUGUCCAUAUUAAACUUGUCAUAAAUAAGUCAUCAGCUGAGUACAGUAGUGUAAGCAUCAAUUAAUCUCUAAUAUUACUAAAUCUCCAACAUUGCAGGAAAGUAAUAUCACCCUGUUGAAUGUUUACUUUCCAUAUUUCACUACAUAAAUGUAGACAGUGUUUUUGUUUCAUGUUGGUAGCAAUACUGUAACAACAAAUUGUUCACAUGUUGUAUCCUCUGAAAUAAUGGAUAUUGUAUAAACAGUUUCAGUUA